Molecule: messenger RNA, 2650 nt
Organism: Hemicordylus capensis (graceful crag lizard)
Lineage: Eukaryota; Metazoa; Chordata; Lepidosauria; Squamata; Cordylidae
Gene: NDUFS1
Product: NADH:ubiquinone oxidoreductase core subunit S1
Exons: 19
Coding region: 201-2387 (728 amino acids)
Biological process (GO): ATP synthesis coupled electron transport
Cellular component (GO): membrane
Molecular function (GO): NADH dehydrogenase (ubiquinone) activity; iron-sulfur cluster binding
Source: RefSeq, a predicted model, not a curated record
AGGGGGCGGGGGGAAGGAAGUGGCGUAAUUCGUCAGUGGCGGGCGGCUUGUUCUUUCGUCAGGGUUGUCGAAGAUCGCCGAAUGCUUCCGGAAAUUGCCGAGGCAGCCGCCAUAUCCUUGUCAAGGAGAGUGCGCAUUCCAGAGGCGACGGUGUUUGGGUUGUCAGGGCCGGAGGAGACCCCCGGCCGAGCAGGAGCGCCAUGUUGCGACUUCCUGCUGUCCGCAAGGCCUUAACUGGUGUCACUCAGACUACUAAAGGAUGUGUGCGCACAACAGCUACAGCAACAAGCAACCUCAUAGAGGUUUUUGUUGAUGGGAACCCUGUCUUGGUACCUCCAGGAACCACAGUGCUUCAGGCCUGUGAAAAGGUUGGAAUGCAGAUCCCUCGCUUUUGCUACCAUGACAGAUUGUCCGUCGCUGGAAAUUGUAGAAUGUGUCUUGUAGAGAUAGAGAAAACCCCCAAGCCUGUUGCUGCUUGUGCUAUGCCUGUGAUGAAGGGUUGGAACAUUCUGACAAAUUCUGAGAAAUCCAGGAAAGCAAGAGAAGGUGUUAUGGAGUUCUUGUUGGCAAACCAUCCAUUGGACUGUCCAAUCUGUGAUCAGGGAGGGGAGUGUGACUUGCAGGACCAGUCAAUGAUGUUUGGCAGUGAUAGGAGCAGAUUCUUGGAAAGCAAACGUGCAGUUGAAGACAAGAACAUCGGCCCAUUAGUGAAAACUAUAAUGACACGAUGUAUACAAUGCACUCGAUGCAUCAGGUUUGCAAGUGAGAUUGCAGGGGUUGAUGAUUUAGGAACCACAGGAAGAGGAAAUGAGAUGCAAGUUGGCACUUACAUAGAAAAGAUGUUCAUGUCUGAAUUAUCGGGCAAUGUAAUUGAUAUCUGUCCAGUAGGUGCCCUUACCUCCAAGCCGUAUGCUUUUACUUCUCGACCCUGGGAGACAAGGAAGACAGAGUCCAUUGAUGUGCUAGAUGCAGUAGGGAGUAACAUUGUGGUGAGCACUAGAACUGGAGAAGUGAUGAGGAUUUUACCAAGACUGCAUGAAGAUAUCAAUGAGGAAUGGAUCUCUGAUAAAACAAGAUUUGCUUAUGAUGGUCUGAAACGUCAACGUCUGAUUGAGCCAAUGGUCAAAAAUGAAGAAGGACUGUUCACUUAUGUGACUUGGGAAGAUGCCUUGACGCGUGUUGCUGGAGUGCUUCAGGGAACCCAAGGUAAUGAUGUAGCUGCAGUUGUAGGAGGAUUGGUGGAUGCGGAAGCAUUAGUAUCUCUCAAAGACUUGUUGAAUAGAGUAAACUCGGACAACUUGUGUACAGAAGAAGUUUUCCCUACUGCAGGAGCUGGUACAGACCUGCGAUCAAACUACUUACUUAAUACCAAAAUUGCUGGAGUGGAAGAAGCAGAUGUUCUGCUUCUGGUUGGCACCAAUCCACGCUUUGAAGCACCACUGUUUAAUGCAAGGAUUCGAAAGAGCUGGCUACACAAUGAGCUCAAAGUAGCUCUUGUGGGCAGCCAAGUUGACUUGACUUACACCUAUGAUCACCUGGGAGAUUCUUCACAGAUACUCCUGGAUAUUGCUUCAGAAAAACACCCAUUCAGCAAGGUCCUGAAUCAGGCUAAAAAGCCAAUGGUGGUCGUUGGCAGUGCAGCACUUCAGCGUGGUGAUGGAGCAGCUAUUCAUUCAGCCAUUUCCACUAUUGCACAAAAUGCUAGGACGAAAAGCGGAGUUGGUGCUGACUGGAAAGUCAUGAACAUUCUUCAUAGAGUUGCAAGCCAAGUAGCUGCACUUGACUUAGGUUACAAACCAGGAGUAGAUGCGAUCAGGAAGAAUCCUCCUAAAGCGCUGUAUCUCUUAGGGGCAGAUGCAGGUUGCAUUACUCGUCAGGAUUUGCCUAAGAAUUGUUUUAUCAUCUAUCAGGGGCACCAUGGCGAUGUAGGAGCCCCGAUGGCAGAUAUUAUUCUCCCAGGAGCUGCUUACACAGAAAAGGCUGCAACCUAUGUGAACACUGAAGGCAGAGCUCAACAAACCAGAAUAGCAGUAACACCACCUGGCAUGGCAAGAGAAGAUUGGAGAAUUAUUAGAGCAAUCUCUGAGCUGGCUGGCAUGACCCUCCCUUAUGACAAUCUUGAUCAAGUAAGGAGUAGACUAGAAGAAGUGUCUCCCAACUUGGUCCGAUACGAUGAUGUAGAGGAAGCCAAUUACUUUAGCCAGGCAAAUGAGCUGUCCAAGGUAGUGAAUCAGAAACUUCUCACUGAUCCUCUUGUUCCACCCCAGCUCACAGUUAAAGAUUUUUACAUGACAGAUCCUAUUAGUAGAGCAUCACAGACAAUGGCUAAAUGUGUGAAAGCUGUUACAGAGGGUGCUAAGGCAAUCGAAGAACCCUCCAUCUGCUAAGAAACGAAAUCCAGCAACUACCAGAGUCUGCUAGGCUUGGCUGUCACUGAUUUGGUUUAAAAAAACAAACCAACCAAAAACCUGCUACUGUGGUGGUCAGUUUAGGUUCAAACCUUCAUGAAUAUAAGUGAAGCAGUUUAUUUAAGGCUGUCAGCAUGCAUUUGGUAAUGAUUUUCAGCACAAUUUACUGUAUCUUGGCAUACUUAUUAUGUGUACUGAUUGUGUACAAACGAUGUAAAAUUAAAGCAGGUUUACAUAUGCAA